Moneuplotes crassus is the source of this 387-nucleotide messenger RNA. Lineage: Eukaryota; Ciliophora; Spirotrichea; Euplotida; Euplotidae. The record is from the annotation of a GenBank genome assembly.
AUGUUCACAAAUCUUAACUUAAAACCACUCAAUAUUUCGCCUUCAUUCUCGAGGUUGCUGACUCAAAAGCAGACAAAGCCUUCUAUGAAGUUGACUGAUGAUCUAGUUUCUCCUUAUGAACAAGGCAAAGAAGAGAGUUCAUGAAGUUAUCUUCCACAAAAGGCAGUGUUUCGUAUCAAGAAAUCUUACGAAAGCGAAGAAAAUAAUACCCUCACGAAUGAUACUUCUUCCACAAAAUCUGAUAAAGAUACACAUAGUACAUCAGGACUUUUCUCAAAAUUCCAUAAAGAUCUUACCUCUUUGGGAAACAUGCUUAAGAGGAGAGAAUCCGUGCUCUGCACGAAGGUAGGUCUAUCUGCCAAGGUUUUGUUCAAAUUAGCAAAUUAA